GCAGAUGAACGCUAGUGUACAAGUUACUGUCUUUGAUCUCUACCGUCAGGAGUGUAGGAAUAAAACUAAAAAAUGAAAUUCGCAGUAUCUUCUGAACCGUUGUUUAAAUCAGCCCACAAUGAGAUAAAAAUGCCGGUCAAUCGUAGCAGAAGUUCAAACUUGUCAUCAGAAGAUAAACCAUUAGUUUGGGUUGAUUUAGAAAUGACGGGUUUAGACAUGAAUAAUGAUCAUAUCCUUGAAAUUGCUAUCAUAAUCACAGAUGGUGAACUCAACAAGGUUGACGAUGGUAUUUCCUUGAUAGUUAAGAGACCGAAAACUGUACUCGAUAAUAUGAACGAAUGGUGUAUUAGCACACACGGUUUAUCUGGCUUGACAAAGCAGGUGCUUACUAGCCCAUUCAGCCAUCAAACAGUUAGCAAAGUCGCUUAUGAAUACAUAAAGCGAUGGAUACCCGACCCACGCAUCUCUGUCAUUGCUGGUAAUACCGUUCACAUGGACCUUCGUUUCUUAGAAAUGGAUGCUCAUAAAGAAGGAUGGUCACGAAUAGCGUCACAUUUGGGAUACAGGGUGGUUGAUGUUUCAUCAUUCAAAGAAAUUGCAGCGCGGUGGUAUCCUACACUGCCAUUGAAGUCUAAGAAAACGUCUAAGCAUCGCGCAUUAGACGACGUACAAGCUAGUAUCGAUGAACUCAAAUAUUACCGACAAUCGAUCUUCAAACCAACCGAACGCAGCGUCGACGUUGUAACUGCAGGUAUACUCUAAUAAGAAACCUAUAUGACGAAUUGUAAUAUAUUCCUGUAUGAAUAUCAAGUUACUCCUUU
Molecule: messenger RNA, 821 nt
Organism: Wallemia mellicola CBS 633.66
Lineage: Eukaryota; Fungi; Basidiomycota; Wallemiomycetes; Wallemiales; Wallemiaceae
Product: ribonuclease H-like protein
Exons: 7
Coding region: 73-762 (229 amino acids)
Cellular component (GO): mitochondrion
Molecular function (GO): nucleic acid binding; 3'-5'-RNA exonuclease activity
Source: RefSeq, a predicted model, not a curated record